ACCACGUGAUCAUGGCCGACCUUCGUACUGAAAUUCAUGAUCGCGUUGCCAAGAAAUAGUGCCCAGACGUACGAUGUGAUUACCAGUUUCGAAGUGUGCAUGUACACACGAGACUUCUUCUACAACACAGAUUCCGACAGCUGUGAAAACUGUGCAGAGCUGUGCCACCAGGCAUCAGUCAGGGGGACAGGAACUGAAUGUAGAAGAUUAUGUCCCGUUAACUGCCCUAUCGAUAAAUACUACGACGCCGAUGCGAGGCGGUGUGCGAGAUGCGAUGAAUUGUGUCAUCAAGCAACAGUCAGAGGUACAGAGAACAAGUGUCGCUGCCUUUGUCCAGUUGACAAUGCUGUCACAACCACAACGACCGGUACUACUCAAAACGUAACGCGACAUGUUGUAGCAGUCAGUCCAAAGAACAACGUUACAAAUGCAGGUGCAGGCACCACAAGUAUAUGUAUAUUAGGUGCAAUCAUCAUACUUCUUUGCACCACCGUGUUGGCUGUUACUGUUUUGUGGGAAAUUGGAACCCGUAGAUAUUAUGGAGAUUGCUGUGGCUUCAAGGCAUCCGAAGUGGUGGAGGUUGAAAGCUCCAAUGGACGGGGGAAAGAAGAAACGCUCCGCCUCAACGACCGUGAAAAUGAAGAUUCGCAGAUACCCAACUGACAGUAAAAGAUACCAUUCAUCAUUUAAUUCCAAUAUCGAGAAGAGAGAAAUAAUGUAGUUAUUGUACAAACUGCAAGAAUCCAACAACCACACGUAGCUGGCAUGCUAGAUGUGAGAUUACGUUUGCCUCAUUACAGACUUCAAAAGUCAUGACCUAAGCAGUACUGAUGCAUGUCGUGUCCUUAUUCUGUUACGACGUACGAGGGAACUUUCACAUGAUCUUUGUGUUCUUUUGGAGUAUAUAUUAAUUUUACAGCUACAACCUUGUAUGACGCAUGCGUUCCUUACACACAUAAAAUAACCUGAUAAUCCUAUGUACUUGUACAAGUAUAAUUACAUCUGAGAAAUAGCUUUAACGCAUCUUAAUCUCUUUUAUUUCGUCACCUAGCCUUAAAUCAGUAAAAUACAUCAAUAACUCGUUCCUGCCAUUGAAAUCACGAUCGAGUCAAUCCUCAACAUGGUCUCAACAAACUCUCACCACAGACUAUAUUACCGUGUAACGGAUCAUGUUUAUUUGUACCCGAAAUUACUACUUGUUAUUUAUCAUAUAAUGAACAUUUACUUUCCAAUAGCAACCGCCCCUUGCAAUCGGUAUA
Messenger RNA from Haliotis rufescens (red abalone), 1259 nucleotides. RefSeq lists its product as uncharacterized. The transcript has 6 exons. Bases 37 to 663 code for a protein of 208 amino acids. NCBI's taxonomy places the organism in Eukaryota, Metazoa, Mollusca, Gastropoda, Lepetellida, Haliotidae. The record is from RefSeq and is a predicted model, not a curated record.